AUGGUGCAGAACCGCGUCUCAUCGGCUACCAAAGUGACUGGCAUAUGUAAACCCGGGGCCAAACUCCUGAAUGUAACGUCCAGCGGCCCCUCGCCUCCUUCUAGCUGCUUCAUCCUGCUCGCCAGAACCAACGACAUCGCUGCCGGUGAGUCACACAACAUCUAUAAUCGCCUGGAAGAAAGAGUCACCGCUCGACUGAGUUCGGCCGAUGUCAUCUUGGCAACGAUCCCUUAUCUUCGCGAUCUGCUCGUUAGCCAUCCUGUGAACCAACGGACCAUUCUCGCCAACUACUACAUAGAGGAGCUAUGCGUGAGACACUCAAACCUCAAGCUCCUCGAUAUCAAUGAUAUCGGAAGAAACUGGUUCACACGGAUGGCAUGCAUCUGCGAUUG
This is a messenger RNA of Homalodisca vitripennis (glassy-winged sharpshooter), 392 nucleotides long. RefSeq lists its product as uncharacterized. NCBI's taxonomy places the organism in Eukaryota, Metazoa, Arthropoda, Insecta, Hemiptera, Cicadellidae. The record is from RefSeq and is a predicted model, not a curated record.